AUGGCUUCGAACGACAAGCUCCCGUACAAGGUCGCCGACAUCUCCCUUGCUGCCUGGGGCCGCAAGGAGAUCGAGAUGGCUGAGAACGAGAUGCCCGGCCUCAUGGCGCUCCGUGAGAAGUACGGCGCUGACAAGCCGCUCGCUGGCUCGCGCAUUGCUGGCUGCCUGCACAUGACCAUCCAGACUGCCGUCCUCAUCGAGACGCUGACUGCCCUCGGUGCCGAGGUCCAGUGGUCGUCGUGCAACAUCUACUCGACCCAGGACCAGGCCGCUGCUGCCAUUGCCGAGACCGGCGUCCCGGUGUACGCGUGGAAGGGCGAGACCGAGGAGGAGUACGUGUGGUGCAUCGAGCAGACCCUGUUCUUCGCCGACGGCCAGCCGCUCAACAUGAUCCUCGACGACGGUGGUGACCUCACCAACAUUGUCCACGAGAAGUACCCGCAGCUGCUUGAGGGCAUCCGCGGCCUCUCGGAGGAGACCACCACGGGCGUCCACAACCUCGAGAAGAUGCUCAAGGCUGGCAAGCUUAAGGUUCCGGCCUUCAACGUCAACGACUCGGUCACCAAGUCCAAGUUCGACAACCUCUACGGCUGCCGCGAGUCGCUCAUUGACGGCAUCAAGCGCGCCACCGAUGUUAUGGUGUCGGGCAAGGUUGGCGUCGUCGCCGGCUACGGUGACGUCGGCAAGGGCUGCGCCGCCGCCCUCAAGGUCAACGGUGCUCGCGUCAUCGUUGUCGAGAUCGACCCCAUCUGCGCCCUGCAGGCGAUGAUGGAGGGCUUCGAGGUCGCCACCAUGGACGACGCCGUCGAGGAGGGCCACAUCUUUGUGACCGCCACCGGCUGCCGCGACGUCAUCACCGGCGAGCACUUUGAGCGCAUGCGCGAGGACGCCAUUGUUUGCAACAUCGGCCACUUUGACCUCGAGAUCGACGUCGCCUACGUCAAGAAGGAGGCUGUCUCGCACGUCAACAUCAAGCCGCAGGUCGACCGCUACCUCCUCAAGUCGGGCAAGCACGUCAUCAUCCUUGCCGACGGCCGCCUUGUCAACCUCGGCUGCGGCACUGGCCACCCGUCCUUUGUCAUGUCCUGCUCGUUCUCGAACCAGGUCCUCGCCCAGAUCGAGCUCUGGUCGAACCCCGGCAAGUACGAGGUCGGCGUCUUCCUCAUCCCCAAGAUCCUCGACGAGGAGGUUGCCCGCGUUCACGUUGAGGCUCUCGGCGGCAAGCUGGCUGUCCUCUCGGAUGCCCAGUACGACAACCGGCGGACGGCACUCCCGUGGGCGACAGCAGACGGAUCAGCCAUCAGCCCUCGUGAGGCGAACAUUCCGCUCAUCAAUGACUACGAUCUGUACUACACUGGCAAGAUCCAGGUGGCCGGGCGGAGCUUCGAGGUCAUCUUUGAUACCGGCUCGUCCAACAUGUGGCUGAUGUCGGCGGCGUGCCCGGACUGCCGCGAUCCCGACGUGCCGUCGGUCUACUAUCCGGUGGGCGGCGGGAAGCCUGCGCCAAUACAUCCGUCUCCGGGCUAUGCUGAUGCUACUCUGGUCAUCGACUACGGCUCGGGCUCGGUCGUUGGCGCUGUGGUCUACGACGACGUUACUCUUGGGGUUCGGUGA
Molecule: messenger RNA, 1614 nt
Organism: Thecamonas trahens ATCC 50062
Lineage: Eukaryota; Apusomonadida; Apusomonadidae
Product: adenosylhomocysteinase
Exons: 2
Coding region: 1-1614 (537 amino acids)
Biological process (GO): L-methionine cycle; proteolysis
Cellular component (GO): cytosol
Molecular function (GO): adenosylhomocysteinase activity; aspartic-type endopeptidase activity
Source: RefSeq, a predicted model, not a curated record